Messenger RNA from Brassica napus (rape), 651 nucleotides. Its product is annotated as receptor-like protein 53. NCBI's taxonomy places the organism in Eukaryota, Viridiplantae, Streptophyta, Magnoliopsida, Brassicales, Brassicaceae. The transcript has 2 exons. The coding region runs from base 1 to 651 and encodes 216 amino acids. Gene Ontology annotation, molecular function: protein binding. The record is from RefSeq and is a predicted model, not a curated record.
AUGGAGCACAACAGAAUCAACGACACUUUCCCAUUCUGGUUAGGAUCCUUACCAGAGCUACACCUACUAGUCCUCCGCUCCAAUGAGUUUCAUGGGUCACUACAGUACCAUCCCAAUGUUGCAUCUUUCUUUCCUCAGGUACGAAUCAUCGACAUCUCACACAAUGACUUCACGGGAACCUUACCGUCACACUUCUUCAUGUACUGGAGUGCUAUGCACUCGGAAGGAGAUGGUUCAGGACUGGAGUACAUGGGAUACAACUACUUUUACCAGGACUCAAUGGUCUUAAUGAACAAAGGAAUAGAGUUGAACUACACCAAGAUCCGUGCAAUCUUAACACUAAUUGAUCUUUCAGGAAACAGACUCCAAGGUCAAGUGAAAGCUCUUAAAGUGCUAAACCUAUCAAGCAACGGUUUUGUCGGCAACAUACCUUCAUCUUUGGCGAAUCUGGUUCAGCUCGAGUCACUGGACUUAUCACAUAACAAGCUCUCUGGCCACAUUCCUCGUGAUCUUGCCGACCUCACAAGUCUAUGUAUCAUAAGGGUUUCACACAACAAGCUCGUAGGGAUGAUUCCGAAAAGCACACAGUUUCAAACGCAGAACGUUUCGGGUUUUGAAGAUAACGCUGGACUCUCGAUGAAUGUGGAGUGA